AUGGAAUCAUGCAGACUUGCUGACGAAUUGACGGACAAAUGCAGCAACAUGCAAAAGGGCGGGAAGAAGGCUCUGGCGUCAGGGUACAGAGAGCUGUCUUAUCAUCUACACCCAAAAGGCCUUGUUCUUCUGUCUCACCUCUUCUCUCCCUCACUCAAAGAAAUGCGCUCACAAGCUUUUCCGCCUGCCUGCCCUCCAAGUUCGUCUCCAGGGCCAGAGGUGGUAAAGACGAGAUAA
Messenger RNA from Protopolystoma xenopodis, 237 nucleotides. The record is from the annotation of a GenBank genome assembly. Lineage: Eukaryota; Metazoa; Platyhelminthes; Monogenea; Polystomatidea; Polystomatidae.